This is a messenger RNA of Zonotrichia leucophrys gambelii, 1586 nucleotides long. Its product is annotated as serine/threonine-protein kinase PAK 1-like. Gene Ontology annotation, molecular function: protein serine/threonine kinase activity; ATP binding. Gene Ontology annotation, biological process: regulation of actin cytoskeleton organization; regulation of axonogenesis; intracellular signal transduction. Gene Ontology annotation, cellular component: cytoplasm. Lineage: Eukaryota; Metazoa; Chordata; Aves; Passeriformes; Passerellidae. The coding region runs from base 1 to 1536 and encodes 511 amino acids. The transcript is spliced from 11 exons. The record is from RefSeq and is a predicted model, not a curated record.
AUGCCAGGCCUGGCCCUGGCGGGAGCUGAGCCAAGCCGCUGCCGCACCGCGGGACCGGAGGUUUUUUUGCCCACUCCGACACCACAGGGAGCCGAGCAGCCACGGGGGGAGCCGAGCAGCUGCGGGGGGAGCGACCCGACCAGCAGUAGCUGCAGCGGAGUCAGCCUGCCGGUGCUUCUAGAGAAAGAGCAGGACCACACUGCCUCAUCUGAGAUGCCAUGCCAGACUCAGGGAGAGCUGUUCCCUGCCCGAGGGCAGGAAGAGCAGCUCAGGCAGCAGGUGGAAGAGCCACAGGAGAAUGGCCAGAACAUCAAGGCAGAGCCACAAGCAGAGCUGCCCAAAGCUCAGAGUGACAUCAUGGCAGUGAAGAGAAAGAACAAGGAAGACAUGGGAAGAAUUCAAGAGGAGAAUCUCCAUCAGCAGAGGGAGAACAUGAAGGAACAGCUGGAUGCAGAGCUUCAGACAGCUCACAGUAUGAUCAAGGCAAGGCAUAAGCGGCUGGAGGAAGAAAUGAAAAUCUUCAGAGAGAAACUUAAUCGCUUCCGUCAGUCUCUGCAAAACCAAGUGCAAGUGUUGACAUCUCACCAGGCAGCCUGCGAAGACUUCCAGCCAAUGUCUGGCAAUGAAGGACCCCAAGUUAGGAGUGAGGCACAGGAGCAGUGCCCACCAGAAAUGCUCCAGGUCCAGCACAUCAUGGGCUCUGAACCUGCUGCUGCAGCAGCAUCACCUCGAGGAAGCCCUUCUGUGAAACCUGGGAACUCAGGCUCGGGCAGAUCCUGGGAACAGGAGACUGAGGAGAAGCACCUGGAGCUGCUGGGGAGAAUGGUGAAUCCCACUGAAAAUCCCCUGAUGAAAUACACGCAUCUGAAAUAUCUUGGCAGCGGCUACCUUCUGGGCAAGGAACUCUUGCUGGUUAUAGAGUACAUGGAUGGAGGUGUCCUGAGCAAUAUUGUCAGCCAGACCUGCCUGUCUGAAGAUGAGACAGCAGCCAUCAGUCGGGAGUGCCUGCAAGGACUGGAUUUUCUUCAUUCAAACGAUGUGAUCCAUCGAGACGUGAAGAGCAACAACAUCCUUCUCAGAACCGACGGUUCUGUCAAGCUGGCUGAUUUUGGCCUCGCUACUCAGCUCACCCCUGAGCAGAGCAGACGCUGCUCGCUAACCGGGACUCCUUGGUGGAUGGCACCUGAAGUGGUGACAGGUCAACCAUAUGGCCCCAAAGUGGACAUAUGGUCUUUUGGAAUUGUGGGAAUUGAAAUGAUAGAACAAGAACCUCCUUACUUGAGUGAAAGUUCUGGCACGGCUACACACCUGAUAGCCACAGUAGGGACUCCACAGCUGCGGCAGCCCAAGCUCCUCUCGGCUUUGCUGCGUGACUUCCUGAGCUGCUGCCUGCAGACAGACGAGGAGCGGCGCUGGUCUGCCAAGGAGCUCCUGCAGCAUCCAUUUGUAACUUCAGCCAAGCCACCAUUCAUCCUGGCACAACUCAUCAACUCUGUGAAGAAGACUAAUAACCCUAACCCUAAACCUAAACCCUAACCCUAACCUUAAAUGCUAACCCAAACUCAAACCCUAACCCUGUCCCUAUC